CAGAGAACACUAGAAAUUUACUCCGUGGAGCUCAAUGGAAUGAAAGACAUCCAGAACAGCGGCAAGGAGGACGGCCAGGAGAAGUCCAGCAGGGGCCGGAAGGACACGUGCUGGAACCGCAAAAAGAACCGUCAGAAACAGGAGAUUAAAGAAGAGCCUGAUCUGGAUGACCAUAAACUCAGCAGUGAAGACUUGGAAAAGAAAUAUGGAACCAACAUCGUGGCGGGUCUUUCCAGUGCCAGGGCUGCAGAACUCUUGGUUCGGGAUGGACCCAACGCCCUCAGCCCUCCCAAGGAGACCCCAGAGAUUAUCAAGUUCCUCAAGCAGAUGGUGGGGGGCUUCUCUAUCCUCCUAUGGUUCGGAGCCAUCCUGUGCUGGAUCGCAUACGGAAUUCAAUACUCCCAUGACCCAUCCUCAUCUCUUGAUAACGUGUAUUUGGGUGCUGUGCUGGCUGUGGUGGUUAUUCUGACGGGCAUGUUUGCCUACUACCAAGAGGCCAAAAGCACCAACAUCAUGGCCGGCUUCAGUAAAAUGAUUCCUCGGCAAGCUCUCGUCAUCCGAGAUGCAGAGAAGAAGACAAUCCCUGCAGAGCAGCUGGUGGUGGGGGACAUAGUGGAGAUUAAAGGAGGAGACCAGAUUCCUGCAGACCUCAGAUUGCUGUCAUCUCAGGGGUGCAAGGUGGAUAACUCAUCGCUCACUGGGGAGUCAGAGCCCCAGGGCCGGUCUUGUGAAUGCACGCACGACAAUCCCCUGGAAACAAAGAACAUUGGCUUCUAUUCUACAACCUGUCUGGAAGGCACAGCAACUGGCAUGGUCAUCAACACGGGUGACCGCACCGUCAUUGGACAAAUUGCCUCCCUGGCUUCAGGAGUUGGAAAUGAGAAGACGCCCAUUGCCAUUGAGAUCGAGCAUUUUGUUCAUAUUGUAGCAGGAGUGGCUGUCUCCCUGGGCAUUACUUUCUUCAUCAUCGCAGUGUCCAUGAAGUAUCCUGUCUUGGACUCCAUCAUCUUCCUCAUUGGCAUCAUUGUAGCCAAUGUGCCUGAGGGUCUCCUGGCCACUGUCACUGUGGCCCUAUCACUGACGGCAAAACGAAUGGCCAAGAAGAACUGCCUGGUGAAGAACCUGGAGGCGGUGGAGACCCUCGGCUCCACCUCCAUCAUCUGCUCUGACAAGACUGGGACUCUGACGCAGAACAGGAUGACGGUGGCCCAUCUGUGGUUCGACAAUCGUAUCUUCGUGGCCGAUACAAGUGAAGAUCAUUCGAACCAAAUGUUUGACCAAAGCUCUGGGACCUGGGCCUCCUUAGCCAAGAUAAUAACUCUCUGUAACCGAGCUGAAUUCAAGACGGGACAGGAAAGUGUUCCCAUCAUGAAGAAAAUUGUGGUUGGAGAUGCUUCCGAAACGGCUCUCUUGAAAUUCUCAGAGGUCAUUGUGGGCGACGUGAUGGAAAUUAGGAAAAGAAACCGCAAAGAAAUGGAAGCACCAAUAAAUAACACGCUGUAUCCAGCAUGCUCGAUUCUCUCUCUCCUCCAGCUUUCCAUCCAUGAGACGGACGACCCCGAUGACAAUCGCUUCCUCGUGGUGAUGAAAGGGGCCCCUGAGAGGAUCUUAGAGAAGUGCAGCACCAUCAUGAUCAACGGCCAAGAGCAGCCCUUGGACGAGAGCUCAGCGGAGGCCUUCCACACAGCCUACAUGGAGCUCGGAGGCCUGGGCGAGCGCGUGCUGGGUUUCUGUCACCUCUACCUGCCAGCAGAGGAGUUUCCGGAAACCUAUUCAUUUGACACCGACGCCAUGAACUUCCCCACCUCCAACCUCUGCUUCGUGGGGCUUCUGUCCCUGAUCGAUCCUCCCCGGUCCACUGUGCCGGAUGCAGUUGCCAAAUGCCGGAGUGCUGGCAUCAAGGUGAUCAUGGUGACGGGUGAUCAUCCCAUCACAGCCAAAGCCAUCGCCAGGAGUGUGGGUAUCAUUUCAGCCAACAGCGAGACAGCAGAAGACAUCGCAAAACGCCUCAACAUUGCCGUGGAGCAAGUGAACAAGCGGGAUGCGAAAGCUGCCGUGGUGACUGGCAUGGAGCUGAAGGACAUGAGCUCAGAACAGCUGGAUGAGAUCCUGGCCAACCACUCCGAAAUUGUCUUUGCUCGGACGUCCCCCCAGCAGAAGCUGAUUAUCGUGGAGGGCUGUCAGAGACAGGACGCAGUGGUUGCUGUGACAGGGGAUGGUGUUAACGACUCCCCAGCUCUCAAGAAGGCCGAUAUUGGCAUCGCCAUGGGCAUAGCCGGUUCUGACGCAGCCAAAAAUGCAGCCGACAUGGUCUUACUGGAUGACAACUUUGCGUCCAUCGUCACAGGGGUGGAGGAAGGUCGCCUGAUCUUUGACAACCUAAAGAAGACUAUUGCUUACACCUUGACCAAGAACAUUGCUGAACUUUGCCCCUUUUUGAUCUACAUUGUUCUUGGGCUCCCUCUUCCCAUUGGCACCAUUACUAUCUUGUUCAUCGACUUGGGCACAGACAUUAUUCCCUCUGUAGCCUUGGCUUAUGAGAAAGCCGAAAGUGACAUCAUGAACCAGAAGCCUCGCCACAAGAAGGAGGACAGGCUGGUGAACAGGCCCCUCGCCAUCUACUCUUACCUGCACAUUGGCCUCAUGCAGUCCCUGGGAGCUUUUGUUGUGUAUUUCACCGUUUACGCACAGGAAGGGUUUAGGCCCGGCUUUCUCAUUGGCCUCCGGGUAGACUGGGAAAAGGACAUGAAUGACCUGGAAGACAGCUAUGGACAAGAAUGGACACGGUACCAGCGGCAGUACCAGGAAUGGACAGGCUACACAGCCUUCUUUGUUGCCAUUAUGGUCCAGCAAAUAGCAGAUCUGAUCAUCAGGAAAACCCGGAGGAACUCCAUCUUCCAGCAGGGUCUCUUCAGAAAUAAAGUCAUCUGGGUAGGGAUCGCCUCACAGAUCAUCAUCGCACUCAUCCUCUCCUAUGGCCUUGGGAGUGUCACAGCCCUAAAUCUCACGAUGCUCAGGCCUCAGUAUUGGUUUGUGGCUGUGCCUUUCGCUGCUCUGAUUUGGGUAUACGACGAGGUGCGGAAAUUUUACAUCAGGCGUUACCCUGGAGGCUGGUGGGAUAUGAACAUGUAUUAUUAAGACCAUCUUAUUUCCCAAGUCUCCCAAUCAGACGUUGAUCACGUUCUCCAUCUUUUGGCCACAAGCUAGAAGAUCCCUUGGGCAUUGGGAACACCAUCAAAAAGAGCAGGUGGAAAAUGAUGAAAGAUGUUCAACUGAUAUUUUGAACUUGAAAGCUGAGAUUCAACUAUUUCGAUAUGACCUUUAUCUGUCUCUACUUGUUUUAAAAGAUGUGAAUUUCAAGGUAAUGAUGUAAGGAACAGGACAUGUAUAUAUGUACAUAAAUUUCAAGUCUUCUGUAACCCAAACACCUGCUAGCAUCUCCCUGCUCCUUAAGCUCCCAUUCUGCUGAAACCUCCAUUCAAUACUCUGUAAAAGCCCAACAAAAUUUCAAGAAUUUCUGUAAAUUCCUGUGGAACUUAUAUUUGCAUUGCCACCUUAUUCAAAAAAAGGCUUCUUCCACUGGAAGCUUGCAGGAGAUGGAGGUGGCAGCUGGUUUACAUCAUAACAACUUGAACGACCUCAAGCUUGACUCUAGGCAUCCUUAAAAGUCCUCAGCCAUCUUGUCAUGACCCAGGUUACCUGGCCUCAUCAGCCCUCAUCCCAACCUCCUCCCAGGCUCUACUUCUCAUCUUCCCUUCCCCACCCCAACACCAUUAAAUGGCCUCUCUUCCACCUCUAGACCUUGAAUUUAGCUUUCUCCAACUCCUCCAAGGAGCCCUGGUGGCUACUAGCCUCGUUGGGCUACUAACCUCAAAGUUAGCAGUUCAA
Molecule: messenger RNA, 3888 nt
Organism: Echinops telfairi (small Madagascar hedgehog)
Lineage: Eukaryota; Metazoa; Chordata; Mammalia; Afrosoricida; Tenrecidae
Product: potassium-transporting ATPase alpha chain 2
Exons: 23
Coding region: 40-3138 (1032 amino acids)
Biological process (GO): sodium ion export across plasma membrane; intracellular potassium ion homeostasis; proton transmembrane transport
Cellular component (GO): membrane
Molecular function (GO): ATP hydrolysis activity; P-type sodium:potassium-exchanging transporter activity; ATP binding
Source: RefSeq, a predicted model, not a curated record